GUCACUUGUGAAUUUCUGGCCAACAACAAGUCAAACCAAAAGGCAAUAGAGGUAGGGGUGAUGAAAUAUUCAUGAAAAUGCAUGCGCACACUAUUAUAUUCAUCAUAUAUCUCAUCAUCACUCCUUAUUACAUGAACUAGUUAGUGUUAUAUACAUAUUCACGAUCGAUGACGAAACCAAUGGUUGGGGCAUUGAGAUCGAGGAUUAAUCCCCAACAACCUCGUUCCCACAAGUUAUUUCUUCCUUACUUGGGAUUUAUCAUCUUUUCUGCCAUCUUUGUCUUCAAGGUGGAUGUCAUUAUUUCUCAGACAAUCUCUGUGGCUCGUCGGAAUGUGGAAACCAUAACAAGCAGGCCAACUGUAGUGAUUGGAAAUGGUACAUUUCAGCGUCACUUUAUCAUCUCGUGGGGCGAAGACCGAGCCCGAAUGCUGGAGGACGGCGAGCUUCUUACCCUUUCCCUCGACAGACUGUCUGGCUCAGGCUUCGAGUCUAAGAAAGAAUUGUUGUUUGGUAAGAUCGACAUGCAAAUCAAGCUCAUCCCUGGAAACUCCGCAGGCACUGUCACAACUUAUUAUAUGUCAUCAGAAGGAGAGCACCGCGAUGAGAUAGACUUUGAGUUUCUUGGAAAUUCAAGUGGUAAUCCCUACACUCUCCACACAAAUGUGUACACACAAGGCAAAGGUGAUAGAGAACAGCAAUUCUUCCUGUGGUUCGACCCGACACAAGAUUUUCAUACAUAUUCCAUUCUCUGGAACCCCAAAUGCAUUAUGUUCUAUGUCGACGACAUACCCAUACGGGUAUUCAAGAACAUGGAGAAAUUAGGCGUUCCGUUCCCCAAAGAUCAGCCGAUGAGAAUAUAUUCGAGUGUGUGGAAUGCGGAUGACUGGGCUACACAGGGUGGCCGGGUUAAAACUAAUUGGUCAUUAGGACCAUUCACUGCAUCGUACCGAAAUUUCUCGGUAGAUGGUUGCAUUUGGUCGUACAGGACAAGAAGUUCGUCCUGCAAUUCUACUGAUUUUUCGACGAAACCUAUGCUAAAAGUGGAGAUGGACAGGAGAAACAGGGAGAGGUUGAAGAGGGUACGAAGGGAACACAUGGUAUAUGAUUACUGCAGGGAUAAAUGGAGGUUUCCUAAGGGCCCUGGUCCCGAAUGCAGGGUUAAUAAUUAGACAGGGGGAAUAGUGUUUCUGUCCAAUUUAUUUCUUGAAUUUUUCAGGAUUUUGUCCCCACUUCGACACUCUUAUGAUGUACAUUAAUUUUGUUGUGA
Molecule: messenger RNA, 1267 nt
Organism: Sesamum indicum (sesame)
Lineage: Eukaryota; Viridiplantae; Streptophyta; Magnoliopsida; Lamiales; Pedaliaceae
Product: xyloglucan endotransglucosylase protein 7
Biological process (GO): xyloglucan metabolic process; cell wall biogenesis
Cellular component (GO): apoplast; cell wall
Molecular function (GO): hydrolase activity, hydrolyzing O-glycosyl compounds; xyloglucan:xyloglucosyl transferase activity
Source: RefSeq, a predicted model, not a curated record